This is a messenger RNA of Sparassis crispa, 2340 nucleotides long. RefSeq names its product ATP-dependent RNA helicase mss116, mitochondrial. The transcript is spliced from 3 exons. Lineage: Eukaryota; Fungi; Basidiomycota; Agaricomycetes; Polyporales; Sparassidaceae. Gene Ontology annotation, cellular component: mitochondrion. The record is from RefSeq and is a predicted model, not a curated record. Gene Ontology annotation, molecular function: ATP binding; nucleic acid binding. Bases 1 to 2340 code for a protein of 779 amino acids.
AUGACGGCGUCAUUAUGGACGAAAGCUCUCGGGGUCGCGGAGCAUUCGCUCCUGAUUCGUUCUGCGCGCUGCGCACGCUCGUCGUGUCGAAAUGUCGUGCGCACAGGUCAGUUCACCGCUGUACGGCGCGUGAGUGCAUAUAGAUCUUCUGCAGAGCCCGCUCCAAGUCUCGAUCCGGGUGCGCCAGCAACACCAAUUGACGUCGCCGAAACUCGGGCGGAACCCAAUUCUGAGCAGCCGCUUUUUACUGCGUUGGAGGGGUCUCUCUCUCCGAGUACCUUGAAGGCGAUCACCGUGAAGCCCUUCCAGCUCAAACACAUGACGCCCGUCCAGACCGCUGUUCUCUCUCUUCUCCCGCAGCUUUCAGAGCCCUGGGCGAAGGUAAAAGACAUUCCUGAAGGCGAGAAACGCACCCCGCGCGAUCUGCUCGUCAAGGCGCGGACAGGGACUGGUAAAACACUCGCAUUCCUCGUUCCGGCGAUCGAAGCUCGGCAAAAGUCGAUCGACGCACACGGCAAACAGGCGGUCAUCGACGCUGGCUUGACGACCGACAGGUCGCUGGAGCUCCGCGCGAAACGUAUAUUUUCGCGCGAGAAUGUCGGCACGUUGAUUAUCAGCCCAACGCGCGAGCUGGCGACCCAGAUCGCCAACGAGGCAAUCAGGCUGUCCCACCACCACGAAGGUUUUGAGGUCAGGCUUUUCACUGGCGGUAACAGCAAGAAAAUGCAGAUGCGCGACUGGAUGAGAGGACGCCGAGACAUUGUCGUCUGCACUCCUGGACGCCUCCGGGAUCUGCUCGCAAGCGAACCUACCAUUGAGAAAGGUAUUGCUGCGACACAGAUGCUGAUACUCGACGAGGCUGAUACGCUUCUGGACAUGGGUUUUCGCGAAGACAUUGAGGCGAUCAUGGAAUACAUUCCCUCUUCCCCUGAGCGGCAGACGUUCUUGUUCUCUGCAACUGUGUCCACCGAGAUUAGGCAAAUCGCGCGUAAGACGUUGGCCAAGGAGCACUUAUUCAUCAAUUGCGUAGAGGAUAACGCAUCGCCUGUUCACGCUCACAUCCCCCAAUACCACACAGUGCUCCCGAAUGCCGCGGCCCAAAUCCCACACGUCCUUCGUCUCCUUGCUCACGACCAGCUCACCAACCCCGGACGUGCGAAGAGCAUCAUUUUCCUGCCUACGACCAAAAUGACACAACUCUAUGCCUCGUUCCUCCGGCAGCUCUUAAAGGUGCUGCCCACCGGUAGGAAGACCACCAUCUACGAGAUGCACUCGAAGCGCCAGCAAUCAUCCCGCGAUAACGUGUCGGAAGCGUUCAGGCGAGACAACACUGGCUCUGCGAUUCUUGUGUCGUCUGACGUGUCUGCUCGCGGUGUCGACUACCCCGGAGUCACUCGUAUCAUUCAGAUCGGUAUCCCCGGUGGCACAGACCAGUAUAUUCACCGCGUCGGCCGUACUGGCCGUGCAGGUAGCACUUCCGGCCGCGCCGAUCUCGUCCUCCUCCCGUGGGAAGUCGGCUUCGUCUCGUGGCUUCUAACAGAUAUCCCCUUGAAGCCGCUCACUACCAACGAGCUCAAGAACCAGGUGACGGAGCUCGCCAAAAAAUACGACGAGGACCCCUCCAAGUUCUACCAGGACGCCGGGGUGAUCGUCAAUAGCCGUGCGCCCGAGCGCCAGCGCCCCGCGCUCUUCCCAGAGCAGUACUCGCCCGUGCUGGAGCAGUUCUCAGACGCGAUCUCGCACCUGUGCUCGACGCUGGACGAGGAGGCCGUCAAGGAGACGAUGAUGUCGCUGCUCGGCUACUACCUGAGCAAGUCUGGCGAGCUUCGCGUGCAAAAAUCAGUCAUCGUGCAGGGACUGAAGGAUUGGACAACGGAGGCGUGUGAGCUGCCUGUCGCGCCAUACGUUUCGGAAGCAUUCCUAGCGAAACUCGGUUUGCAGGACGGCCGGACGAAGAAUUUUGGCAAGCCCAAGGACUUUGGCCGUGGUGGCUUUGGCAGCAGGGGCAGUCAGCCACACUGGAUGGGCCGCGGCUCGUCAAGCAACAAGGACCGAGAACGGUCCCAAGAACGUAGCCAAUGGGGUGUGCGUUCGGAGGACGGUGAGCGGAGUGUGCGUUCUGGGGACAGGGAGCGGGGUGUUCGUUUUGGGGACAGGGAGCGGGGUGUGCGCUCAGGAGACAGGGAGCGGGGUGCGCGCUCAGGAGACAGGGAGCGGGGUGUGCGUUCUGGGGACAGGGAGCGGGGUGACAGGUGGUCGCGAAACAACGAGGAUGGGGGCGAAGAUGACUAUCGUACGGAGGGAUACCGCCAUCGCUCCAGUGCUAGCAGCAGAUAUUAG